AUGAAAUUAUUUGAGGUAGGAGGAUCACCAGCAUCCACGAAAUACCUUUUCCUGGGCGAUUACGUUGAUCGGGGUUAUUUUUCCAUCGAAUGCGUGCUGUACUUAUGGGCGCUUAAAAUCUGUUAUCCGACAACAUUGUUUUUAUUACGCGGGAACCAUGAAUGCCGCCACCUUACAGAAUAUUUUACUUUCAAACAGGAGUGUAAAAUCAAAUAUUCGGAAAAGGUAUACGACGCUUGCAUGGAUUCGUUUGACGCUCUUCCCCUCGCGGCACUUAUGAAUCAGCAGUUCCUUUGUGUGCACGGCGGCCUUUCUCCGGAGAUUCACACCUUAGAAGAUAUCAAAAAACUCGAUCGAUUCAAAGAGCCGCCGGCAUUUGGACCGAUGUGUGAUUUGCUCUGGUCUGAUCCGCUCGAAGAUUUUGGUAAUGAAAGGAAUUCAGAGCAAUUUUCACACAAUUCUGUCCGUGGAUGCUCCUAUUUUUAUAGCUAUGCAGCAUGUUGUGAUUUCUUGCAGCAUAAUAACCUCCUGUCAAUAAUCCGUGCUCACGAAGCCCAAGAUGCCGGGUACUUUUUAAUCUCUGUGCUUGUAAAUUUCAUUAUCAUUUUGCUCACACAUUCGACUGUCGCCUGA
Molecule: messenger RNA, 633 nt
Organism: Gongylonema pulchrum
Lineage: Eukaryota; Metazoa; Nematoda; Chromadorea; Rhabditida; Gongylonematidae
Source: the annotation of a GenBank genome assembly